AUGACUGGCAUUAUCGUCCUUAUCGUGAUCAUCAUCAUAGCUGUUGUGUUUUUAAUUGCCUGCUUAUUGGCAAAGAAGAGAGGAAGGCGCUACUCUGUUGAGUUUAACUCAAGACCGGAUGAUACCAACAUCCCUCUGAGCACCAUGCAGCCUGAAAUGCCUGCUGAUUCUACAUCUCAGAACGGUCUGAAAACCUUUGAAAGUACAGAAGCUUCUGCAAAAGAAGCUCAAGAACCAGAGACAAAACCUUUAGUACAGGAGGAGCAAAAAGGUGAGAUAUAUUGUUUUGCUGGUGAUCCAAGCACUGAGUCUGCAGCUCCUGCUCCAUCUGCAGGCAGCUCUGAAGACAAAUCCAAAGAGGACGUUGUUGAGCAGAGUCCUCCCAAACCUGUGGAGCCGAAAGUGGAAGAGAAAACUGACGAUGAAGGCGACGUCUCCAACAAGACCUCAGUGGAAUCACUGAAGGAGACAAAUGAGAACAACAGCAACAAUGCUGACGUGACUCAGAGGAAAGAUUGGAAGUUGGCUAACAUCUUUUGGGAUGUUUCCCUGGACAGCCCGGUGUGAUACAUCAUUGCCUUCUGUGCCUGCUCUGGUCUUCAGACACAUGAUCGAAGAAUGACUCAUAAACUCAAGAAGCCGCAGCGGAAGAAGAUGCUUCUAUUCAAACUGUGUGAGAAAUUGACUUUGCCUAGCCCAUGGAUACGAAUUAGUUGUAAAACAGCAGCUUCACAGCUAACUUCCAAGUAAUAUGUCAGCUGAGCUCAACUUUUUAAUGACUUCACAGAAAAUAAUUUUGUUGUAUUAUGUAACAAUUUACU
Molecule: messenger RNA, 821 nt
Organism: Scomber japonicus (chub mackerel)
Lineage: Eukaryota; Metazoa; Chordata; Actinopteri; Scombriformes; Scombridae
Exons: 7
Coding region: 1-567 (188 amino acids)
Source: RefSeq, a predicted model, not a curated record